UUACUUUUAGAUUGCAGCCCUGGUCCUGCUGAUAUUGUCUUUGUUGUGGAUACGUCCUCUAGCUUAGAAAAAAAAAACCAAAAAACCAAAUGCUUGGAGUAUAUGGGUAAAAUUUUAGAUAGACUGCCUCUAGGCAACGACAGGUUUCAAGCGGCGGUUAUUUCAUACGAUUUUGAACCAAUGGAAAUUGUAACCAUCGGUCAAUAUCAAAAUGCAGAGGAAAUUAAAAAUGUUGCCUCAGGAAUCAACUCAAGGACACAAGGUGCCACAUACACAGAAAAUGCUCUGUUAAAAAGUCUCGAAGUACUCACUGAUGAAAAUGCAAAACAGAAAGUUCACAAAAUCAUCGUCAUCAUAUCAGACGGGCUCUCAACCGAUAGAGAUGCAGCCAUUAAAGCAGCAGAACGAUUCCGGAUGUGGCCAUACCACGUGAUAAUCACAAUAGGAAUAGGUUAAGCGAUUGACCAUUUCGAGCUUGUCCAAUUAGCUUCAAAGGAUCAGAAGAAUAUCUA
Molecule: messenger RNA, 512 nt
Organism: Saccostrea cuccullata (small rock oyster)
Lineage: Eukaryota; Metazoa; Mollusca; Bivalvia; Ostreida; Ostreidae
Product: matrilin-4-like
Exons: 2
Source: RefSeq, a predicted model, not a curated record